Poecilia latipinna (sailfin molly) is the source of this 2983-nucleotide messenger RNA. It is a transcript of the gene ercc4, whose product is annotated as excision repair cross-complementation group 4. Gene Ontology annotation, cellular component: nucleotide-excision repair factor 1 complex. The coding region runs from base 145 to 2832 and encodes 895 amino acids. Gene Ontology annotation, biological process: double-strand break repair via homologous recombination; resolution of meiotic recombination intermediates; nucleotide-excision repair involved in interstrand cross-link repair. Lineage: Eukaryota; Metazoa; Chordata; Actinopteri; Cyprinodontiformes; Poeciliidae. Gene Ontology annotation, molecular function: single-stranded DNA endonuclease activity; damaged DNA binding; single-stranded DNA binding. The transcript has 10 exons. The record is from RefSeq and is a predicted model, not a curated record.
UGACCGCCAAACUCACCGGAAGUCUCGCAUUGCUGUCUUAUUGUCACCGGAAGUGUGUCGUUUCAAAACAUUGACAGCUGAGAAGCGGCGGCGGGUAGCAGCUGCCGCUCGGUCACGUUUUAACGCUUUGAACGGAUUUCCAAGAUGGCGGGCCCACUGCUGGAGUUCGAGACCGAGAUGUUUCUGGGUCUCUUCGAGUCCGACGGGCUGCUGGUGGCGGCGGAGGGGCUGGGGAUAGACCGCGUCCUGCUGCAGUUCAUGCGGGUUUACUCCGAGGAGGGCAGCCUGGUCCUGCUGCUCAACACAACCACGGCCGAACAGGAGUAUUUCACGGAGCAGCUGCGGGUGGAGGGCGUGGCCCACCUGCCCAGGACGGUGACCAGCGACAUCCAGAGCGCCGAGCGCUGCGGCGUUUACACCGGAGGGGGGGUUCUGUUCGUCACCAGCAGGAUCCUGGUGGUGGACUUCCUCACCGACCGCAUCCCCGCCCACCUCAUCUCAGGCAUCCUGGUGUAUCGGGCUCAUAAGAUCAUGGAGUCGUGUCAGGAGGCGUUCAUCCUUCGUCUGUUCAGGCAGAAGAAUAAGACCGGCUUCAUCAAAGCAUUCACUGACAAGGCCACUUCCUUCUGCUCGGGUUUCUGCCAGGUGGAGCGGGUCAUGAGGAACCUGUUCGUCAAGAAGCUUUACCUGUGGCCCAGAUUCCAGGCGUCUGUGAACGCAGCGCUGGACAGACACAAGCCGGAGGUGGUGGAGCUGCACGUGUCGCUGACGCCGGCCAUGAGGGCCAUCCAGAGCUCCAUCCUGGACAUCAUGAGCGCCUGCCUGAAGGAGCUGAAGCGCUACAACCCCAGCCUGGAGGCCGAGGACCUGUCGCUGGAGAACGCGCUGGGGAACGGCUUUGAGAAGACGAUCCGUCACUACCUGGACCCGCUGUGGCACCAGCUGGGAGCCAAGACCAAGGCGCUGGUCCAGGACCUGAAGGUCCUCCGGGUUCUGUUGCUCUACCUCACCCAGUACGACUGCGUCACCUUCCUCAACCUGCUGGAGUCGCUGCGCUCCAGCCAGAAGACCUUCGGCUCCAACUCAGGCUGGCUCUUCCUGGACUGCAGCACCGCCAUGUUUGUCAACGCCAGGAGCCGAGUGUACCGCUGCCCCGACGGCGGAAAGAAACCCAAACUGACCGCCGAGGACCACAAAGGUCAGCGUGUCGCGGAGGUCAGGCGGGAGCUGGUGCUGGAGAAGAGUCCGAAGUGGGAGGUUCUGACUGAGGUUCUGGACGAGAUCAGGAAGGAGAACCAGGAGGCUCGGCCAGGUGAAGCAGCUGGUGAACCAGGUCGGGUUCUGAUCUGCGCCAGUGACGACCGGACCUGCGCGCAGCUGCAGCAGCUCAUCAAGCACGGCUCUGAUUGGCUGCUGAACCGGCUUUACGCCCGGACCGUCGGGAAACGGGACCCUGCUGCAGCGGCCGCGACCUUUGACCCGGACUCACUGAAGAAGGGGAAAGGUUGGGUGAAAAAAGGAGGGAAGGGGAAAGAACCGGCGCAGAAACGAAGCACCAAGACGGGGAAAAGCCGAACUUCUCUGACCCUGACCCAGAUGAUGAGGAAGGACGAGGAGGAGCAGGGUGGCGAUGAUGAUGAAGAUCACCUGAUGGAGGAAGAGGAGGAGCAGCUGAACCUGAAUCUGUCGUCUGACUCCUACUACGGCGUCCUGAAGGAGCCGCUGACAGUCAUCCACCCUCUGAGAGGCUGCUCCGACCCGCACAGCCUGACCCGGGUUCUGCAGGAGGUCCAGCCCGCCUUCGUGGUUCUGUAUGACGCCGAGCUCAGCUUCGUCCGCCAGCUGGAGGUCCACAGAGCCGGCCGGCCCGGGAAGCCGCUGCGCGUCUACUUCCUGAUCUACGGCGGCUCCACCGAGGAGCAGAGGUACCUCACGGCGCUGUCCCACGAGAAGAAAGCCUUCGAGCUCCUGAUCAGAGAAAAAGCUACCAUGGUGAUCCCAGAGGAGAGAGAGGGGCGAGAGAACACCAACCUGGACUUAGCCAGGAGUUUAGAGCCGGCCAACAGCGCCACCAACAGCAGGAGAGCAGGGGGCCAGGAGCCGGGCGCUGCGCCCUCCAGGGUCAUCGUGGACAUGCGGGAGUUUCGCAGCGAGCUGCCGGCACUGCUGCACCGCCGCGGCCUGGACAUCGAGCCCGUCACGCUGCAGGUGGGCGACUACAUCCUGACGCCCGACACCUGCGUGGAGCGGAAGAGCGUGAGCGACCUGAUUGGCUCGCUGCAGAGCGGCCGGCUCUACACACAGUGCCUCGCCAUGACGCGCUGCUACCGGAAGCCGCUGCUGCUGAUCGAGUUUGACCCGGCCAAGCCGUUCUCCCUGACGGCCCGCUCCGACUUCCGCAGCGAAAUCUCCUCCACCGACGUCUCCUCCAAGCUGACGUUGCUCACGCUGCACUUCCCCCGCCUCCGGAUCCUGUGGUGCCCGUCGCCGCACGCCACCGCCGAGCUCUUCCAGGAGCUGAAGCUGGGCCGGGCCGAGCCGGACGCCGACGCCGCCCAGGCCGUCACGGCCGAGUCGGACGCCGCCGGCGAGUCGGCGGACCUUUACAACCCCGGGCCGUACGACUUCCUGGUGAAGAUGCCGGGCGUCAAUGCCAAGAACUACCGGGCGCUGGUGAGAAGCGCCGGCAGCCUGGCGGAGCUGGCGGGGCGGAGCCGCGACGAGCUGGCAGCCGCUCUGGGGAACGCCAACAACGCCAGGAUGCUGCAUGACUUCCUGCACAACGCUGCAGAUGUUCCAGCUGCCGUGCAGAAACACAAACUGACAUCAUGAAUUAUGGUUUAUACUUUAUAGAAAAAAAGUAAAAUUACUGUAAAAUAAAAUGGACUCCUGUUGGACUUUCUGUAUGUAAAAUUACUGAAAAUUAUGCUUUUAUUUAUUUUUUAUUAAAGCUUGGAACCCUGGAAAUAAAGGCUGUUACUUU